Coffea eugenioides is the source of this 911-nucleotide messenger RNA. Its product is annotated as heavy metal-associated isoprenylated plant protein 39-like. Lineage: Eukaryota; Viridiplantae; Streptophyta; Magnoliopsida; Gentianales; Rubiaceae. Gene Ontology annotation, molecular function: metal ion binding. The coding region runs from base 196 to 609 and encodes 137 amino acids. The transcript has 3 exons. The record is from RefSeq and is a predicted model, not a curated record.
AUGGUUACUAAAAAACGACAAUGACUUUGAUAAUUUGACACUAGUACUACGAACAUUUCAUAUUACACAUUUCCUGGUUCCCAUCCUCAUUUCUCAGUUUUUUCUAUUGCCCGUUGGCGAAACCUCUCCAUAAUUCUCAAGUCUUCGGUCAAGUUCCCUCCCUCUCUUUCACACACACACACGUACAGAGCAAGCAUGGCUGAUAUGAAGAAAGUGGUGGUGAAAUUGGGCAUACAUGAUGACAAAGAUAAGCAGAAGGCCUUGAAAGCAGUUUCCAGCCUCUCAGGCAUUGAUUCUCUUUCUAUUGACAUGAAAGAGAAGAAAUUAACGGUGGUUGGGGAUGUUGAUCCGGUUGAUGUGGUUAGCAAAUUGAGAAAAUCCUGGCACACGGAAAUAGUGACAGUAGGGCCGGCAAAGGAGCAAGAGAAGAAAAAGGAAGAACCCAAGAAAGAGGAGAAGAAGGAUGAUGGGAAGAAAGACGAAAAGAAGUCUGAAAGUGAACAGAUUGCUGAGCUUUUGAAUCGUUACAGGAGCUACAAUCCCUAUUUGACACAGCAGUAUGUUGUCCACAGCGCAGAAGAGGAUCCCAAUUCUUGUGUCAUCUGUUAAAAUUUGACAGCGUGGAUUUUGGAGAGUUGAUGGUUAUGGUUCUGGUGGACUUAAAAAUCCUAGCACUACUUUGAUUUUGUUUAUACAUAUGGAGGAUAUGAAGUAUAGAGAGGGUAAAUUAUUGGUAUAUGGAAGGAAUAAAUUUUGUAACUAAGUAUUACUAUUUUGUGGCUUAAUUCCUUGGAGAUUGUUGGCAUAACGAGGGAGGAUGCAUUCUCCUUCCUGGAUGAAUUUGUUGCUAUUGCAUUGUAGAUCGACCCGAAAUGAUACAUUUUAUGCAUAACGAAGUUCUUGAAAUUCAC